This is a messenger RNA of Ilex paraguariensis (yerba mate), 1161 nucleotides long. The record is from the annotation of a GenBank genome assembly. NCBI's taxonomy places the organism in Eukaryota, Viridiplantae, Streptophyta, Magnoliopsida, Aquifoliales, Aquifoliaceae.
AUGGCAGCCAUUGGGCUGCUCUGCUUUCUCGUCUUCUCUGCGGGAAUUCAUGUGAUCUCCUCUGUAACAGACCCUGGGGAUUUGGUGGUACUCCGAUCUUUGAAGGAUCAGUGGCAGAACACACCACCAAGCUGGGGAAAGUCAGAUGAUGCUUGUGGAACACCCUGGGAAGGAGUCGCCUGCGAAAACUCAAGGGUCACUGCACUGGGGUUAUCAACAAUGGGACUCGUGGGUAAACUAACCGGUGAUAUCGGAGGUCUCACUGAAUUGAAAUCCUUGGACCUAUCAUUUAACCGAGGCCUCACAGGUACCCUCACUCCACGAUUAGGAGAUUUGCAAAGCCUGAAAAUCUUAAUUUUAGCUGGCUGUGGCUUCAGUGGCAACAUACCAAAUGAGCUGGGAAAGCUUGCAGAGCUAUCUUUUUUAGCUCUGAACUCGAACAACUUCACUGGUGGAAUACCUCCUUCUUUGGGCAAUCUUUCGAAACUCUACUGGCUGGACCUGGCAGAUAAUCAGCUGACAGGAUCUCUUCCUGUUUCAACAAUGAUCACCCCAGGCUUGGACCUCCUUAAGAAGGCAAAACACUUCCAUUUCAAUAAAAACCAGCUUUCAGGAACGAUCCCAGCCAAAAUUUUCAGCUCUGACAUGGUACUAAUACACGUACUGUUUGAUGGAAAUCAAUUAGAAGGGAGAAUUCCAACCACACUAGGAUUAGUUCAAACACUCGAGGUUUUGCGGCUCGACAGAAAUGACCUAACAGGCAAUGUGCCAUCAAACCUCAACAAUCUCACGAGUGUUAUUGAACUGAAUUUAGCACACAACAACCUGUUUGGUGCAUUACCAGACUUGACUGGAAUGGACUCGCUCAAUUACUUGGACUUAAGCAACAACUCCUUUACACCAUCAGAAGCUCCAGCUUGGUUCUCAACCUUAUCAUCACUAACCACUUUGGUUAUGGAAUAUAGUUCACUUCAAGGAUCUGUGCCACAGAGACUCUUCAGUUUCCCACAGAUAGGACAAGUGAAACUGAGGAACAAUGCACUGAACGCCACGUUGAACAUGGGUAGCAGCAUCAGCCCGCAGCUGCAACUUGUUGAUUUGGAGAACAACAAUAUAUCCUCAGUAACACUUGGCUCUGGAUACACAAAUACAUUAAUGUAA